Messenger RNA from Onychomys torridus (southern grasshopper mouse), 283 nucleotides. RefSeq names its product myoregulin (gene Mrln). The transcript has 2 exons. Lineage: Eukaryota; Metazoa; Chordata; Mammalia; Rodentia; Cricetidae. Bases 135 to 275 code for a protein of 46 amino acids. The record is from RefSeq and is a predicted model, not a curated record.
AGGAGCCGAGGUUGCUAGGAGAACAUCUGUGCCCGCAGCACCUUGGUCCAGCGAGAGCAGGAGAGGAGAGUUGCAGGGUAGAGCUGUGCUGCCUGCCGCCACCUGAGGAUCUCAGGAAGCAGGAAGACCUGAAAAUGAGUGGUAAAAACUGGAUAUUAAUUUCUACUACUUCACCCCAAAGCCUGGAAGAUGAAAUUCUGGGGCGACUUCUGAAAAUUUUAUUUGUUUUGUUUGUUGACUUAAUGUCCAUUAUAUAUGUCGUCAUAACUUCCUAAAAACCUGA